AUGAUGACCACCAACAUUGCCGAGUCUCUCAAUAAAUGCAUGAUGAAAGCACGUCGGUUGCCUAUAACAAGUGCACAUGAAUUUUUGAGACAUAUGCUUCAGAAAUGGUUUAGUGAUAGACGUGCUGCAGCUGCCAGACUCGAAACCAUUGUGACCUCCGCUGCAGUGGCACAUAUUAACUUGGCGCAUGCCAAAACAUUAGACCGAGGAUGUCGUGUAGUUCCUAUAAUACAAGGGAACAAAUACCUCGUGCAACAUGCAAAGGAAGGCGAUGGGAUAGUUGACAUUGUUGCGAGUACAUGCAGUUGUCGCAAGUGGGACAUUGAUCAAAUGCCACGUCUUCAUGCAAUUGCUGCUAGCAGUUUCAUGAGGGUGCACUACCAUAUGCUUUGCCAUUCAUAUUACACCGCAGAUUGGGUCAGACGGGCAUAUGCACUUCCCAUCAAUCCUCUCCCUAACAAGGCUGCUUGGGUUCUUCCAGCGUACGUCAGACAGAUAGUUAUACUCCCACCUGUGCAAAGACGACAACCGGGUAGACCGAGAAAUGGUCGGAUUCCUUCCAUGGGGGAAGCUCGUCGAAGAAAAAAAUGUGGAAAAUGCGGUGAACUAGGACACAACAGUCUGGGUUGCCCUAAUGAAUGGACUUCCUCCAUUGGAGAGUCGAGCACAGCCACUACUUCAGAAUCCAGGGACGCUGCUAGGGCCUCUGCAAGGGCAAGCUGGAAAUGCAGCAUUUGCAAAGAGACUGGACACACUCGUCGUCGGUGCCCUAUACAGUUGUCAAUUCCAGGUGAUGAUAAUAUUGUCAAUGAUGAAAACAAUCAAUAGACAUUAACUCAUUCAGCAAUGCUCAAAAAUCACUGGCACGAUACAAAAAGGAUGACAACAUCAAUCAAAUAUCUUUUUGUCGGGGG
Diospyros lotus (date-plum) is the source of this 914-nucleotide messenger RNA. RefSeq lists its product as uncharacterized. Gene Ontology annotation, molecular function: zinc ion binding; nucleic acid binding. The coding region runs from base 1 to 828 and encodes 275 amino acids. The record is from RefSeq and is a predicted model, not a curated record. Lineage: Eukaryota; Viridiplantae; Streptophyta; Magnoliopsida; Ericales; Ebenaceae. The transcript is spliced from 3 exons.